Messenger RNA from Aspergillus aculeatus ATCC 16872, 2256 nucleotides. RefSeq names its product TPR domain protein. Lineage: Eukaryota; Fungi; Ascomycota; Eurotiomycetes; Eurotiales; Aspergillaceae. The transcript has 3 exons. Gene Ontology annotation, molecular function: protein binding. The coding region runs from base 1 to 2256 and encodes 751 amino acids. The record is from RefSeq and is a predicted model, not a curated record.
AUGGACGUGGAAGACGUCUCGCAGGAACGCGGAUAUUUCCAACUCUUACAGACCCAGAAGCGAAAUCUGCAGAAUGCCAAGUCGCGGAAAGGUCAGACUCCUCGCCGGACCAAGACUCGCAACGAGAUCAUCAUGCAGUUCAUGUUUCGCCAGAUGAUGGGAAACUUGGGACCGGUGGAGCCGCACAAUCUCCGAUCCUCAUUUGUGCCCCCAGCCUACCAUCCAUCCGUUGCAGCAUUGCGGGAGCUCAAAAAGACCCGGAUCCACAAUCUCACUUUGGAGACUCACCAUCGUGGUUUGUAUCUUCUGGUCAGAGCGGUCACCCCGACCGAUCGCAUGACGGCGAUCAUGGCUGUGGUGGAAGAUGAGGCAGGAGAUGUUGUCAUGUUGCAGCUCUACAAUCAGGAGAAGAGCUUAGCGACUGACGGCCGACUUGUUGAGGGAACGGUGAUGGUGAUCAAAGAGCCGUACUUGAAGAUCAUGGCUGAUGGAGACUACGGUCUCCGCGUUGACCAUCUCUCCGAUGUCAGAUUCCUAUCAGACUCUGACCCUUUGAUACCGGCAGAAUGGAGCCGUAGGCCAGGUGUUGAAGCUUCUGCAACUGACUGGAAGACCCGAGGGAAUGACCUUUUUGCCCAAUCCGCGUACCAUCUCGCAAUCGACUGCUACACCGAGGCUUUGAACUCCUCUCCGUCUGCCGAGGAGCAAAACACCAUUCGGCUCAACCGUGCUUUGGCGUGCCUGAAGACCCAUCAAUUUGAUGCAGCCCUUCGGGACGUCGAGCCAGUCCUUCUGCUCAACCCCUCGGAGAAAGGCCUCUUUCGAAAAUCGCAGGCCCUUUACCACCUCCAGCGCUUUCCAGACUCCUGCGCCACCCACCAUACUCUCCGUCGGUUAUAUCCAGAGAACGUUGCUGCAAAACAGGAGUUCGACAGAGCCACUGACCGCUUGACAGAGAGCCAGCUCGGCAAGUACCCAUUCAAACGACUGCAGCGCGAGGCGGACAAGCGCCGUCCUCCCCGUCUCGACCGCGCAACAUAUGUUGGCCCUGUUUCGGUGCGUGCGUCGGAACUUCAUGGACGCGGGCUCUUCACGACCGAGGCCGUCCGGGCCGGGGAUUUGCUCCUUUGUGAAAAGGCCUUCGCCCAUGCAUUUCAUGGUGAGGCGGGCGAUUCCGAUGCUGAGAUCUCGCUCUUGAUGAACACCGAGACUCAGACGAUGACGGUGGGCACCCAAGCCGAGUUGAUCAGUGCGAUCGCGCAGAGGUUGUACAAGAACCCUUCCUUGAUAGCGGUAGUGAAGGACCUGUAUCAUGGUUCCUACAUCCCUACCAACAUCUCCGAGGUCGAUGGUACGCCUGUGAUUGACACGUUCCUGAUCGAACGAGCCGUUUCCCUGAAUUGUUUUGGCUGCCCGAUCUCUUCGCGCACGACCCACGUAUCCUCGAUGAAAGACGAAUCCACGGCUCGACAGCUCGCAACAUCCCAGGUGCGAUUUCAUUCCUGCGGUGUCUGGGCUCUUGCAUCGUACAUCAACCACUCCUGCUGCUCCAACGUGCGCCGUGCCUUCAUCGGGGAUAUGAUGAUAGUCCGCGCCACGCGUGACCUCCCCGCUGACACGGAGCUAACCUUCUGGUAUCGAGCGCCCUCGGCCCAGGACCCGCCAACGAAACGUCUCGACUUGCAACACUGGGGUUUCGAAUGUAGCUGCGCAAUCUGCCAGGACCGGCACGCGACCGGGAGCGGUGAUCUGGCACGACGAAGAAAGCUUCUGGUUGAGGUAGAAACGGCCUUCAGGUCGCUGGCCCCGGGCCGCAGGUCUAACGCAGCCGUUGCGAGAAUCGAAAGGAUGAUUUCUGACAUCCAGCGGACCUAUCGUUCGCCGGCUGCUCAGGUCCCCCGGCUCGGGGUCUGGAACGCAUAUCUCACCUUGGCGGCGGUACAUGCCACAGGCCGUCAGCCACGGAAAGCACUUGAAUUCGCGCUCAAGACAUUUGAGUCGCUUGGCUAUGUGAUUCAGAGCGAGCCCCGCACAACUUUGGUCGUCAAGGAAUGGGGCUUGAUCAUGGAUGGUCUGGUCGGGUGUUGGAUGAUCCUUUGCCGCGCGUACAGCGAUAUAGCUCCCGAUCUGGCCGAUCAGGCAGAGCGAUAUGCGCGGACGACCUAUAAGAUAUGUGUGGGUGAGGAUGAGACGUUUGAGAGUACAUACAGUCGGUCGUCGAAGCGAGUCGACGGGCUCAUUGUGGGCGUGGUUUAG